AUGUCCGCUACGCUGCUCGACUCGGUCGUCCACAUCGUUGCGAGCGAUGAGGAAGAGGCGGACCUAAAAACGCUCCAGCACCAGGACAACCUGCUGACGCUCCUCGUGCUCGUGAUCACCCCGUACUACCUCCGCACGCUGUACGACUACACGCUCGAGCGCUUCAACGCCCUGCUCCAGUGGAUCAGCGAGCAUGGCUAUGGCAUCCGCUGCGGUGAGAGCCGCCGCGGCCACAUCGGGCUCGGGAUGGUCGAGGUGCUGCAGAGCCGCAUCCCGUGGCGAGAGGCGAGAACGAUGACCGGCAUGGACAAAGACACUGCCUUCGUUGCGGGGUUCGCGCGCCUCCUGCUCUGGCACCACCUCCAGCCCAUCGCGUACGGCCUCGCCUUCGUCGCUUCGUGGAACGACGUGUCGCCGCUGCAGCGAAUGCUCGGCGUAGUGGUUGCGCUGCGCGAGGCGAUCUAUAUCGCGCUCACCCUGUUCUGCCUGCACUUCAACCCCGCCUACCUCCUCGUCGACACGGCGGCCACGUGGCGCAAGGACCGGUACGUCGCGCUCAUCUUUACGCUGCUCUAUGUCCUCUCGCCCGAGAAGUACGUGUGGCUCGCCCUCGUCCGCGGCGCCGCCGAAACCGGCGACGCCUCCGCGGCCGCCGACCCUCCUCGGCAGGUCGAGCUGGAGGCGGAGGUGGAACUGGAACUGGAGGCCAAGCGGCUGCGUGAUGAGCAGGAGGCGGAGGUGGAGCGGAUCGCGGGCACGCUCCACGCGGCGCAGUCGCUCGGGCCACGGGGCGCCGCCAUCCUGCUCUUCGGCGGCUUCCUCGUGCUGCUCGACAUGGUCGCGCUCAUCGCGAUGGCGGUCGCGCUCGAUGCUGCGCACCGGGCGCCGGCGCCGCUGCUGGUGGGCUACUCGGUGACCGCGGUGGGAGGGCUCUUCGUCCUCGUCUGCGCGGUGGGCUACGCGAUCGUGAUGCAGAUCGACAAGCGUGGCGUGCCGCUGCCGGGGCCGCUGGCGGUGCUGUACCGGCAGGAGGCGCUCGACGCGUUCUGGGAGAAGGUGGGGUCGUCGGAGGAGGAGGCUCGUGUGGCUAGGCAUAACCAAGAGGAUCUGCUGCAAAUCGUGCGUGGCGCAGUGGCGGUGGCCGAGGUGGCGACAAAGCACUGCGCAGGCGGCGCGGUCGACUCGGCUCCCGCCCGCAUCCUGAGUGAGCUUCGCAGCCUCGAGCGCACUUUGCAGAACGAAAGGUUUGAGCUGAUGGUCUACGGCGUGUACAGCGUUGGCAAGAGCAGGCUGCUGCAGACAGGCUACCCGUCACUGAAUAAUAUGCUGCCUGUCUCCUCUAAGGAGUGCACCGCGCACCUGAUCAAAAUCGACGUCGGUGGCGGCAGCAAGGGCGCUAAACUGCAUUUCCACUGGAGCGCCGUCGCUGAGUUGGACUCGACGCUGCGCGACUUGCUCCCGGAGAAGGUGCGCGAGUUCCUUGACGAGGAAACGCUCGCGCUCGCCAGGGAAUACGUUCUCGCCGGCUGCUCGCUUUGGCCGGAUGGGAGCGAGCAGGAGUCGCCUCCGACGCUGCGACUUUCAGAGGAGGAGGUCAGCGCGUGGGCUCGCGUCCAUGGCAACGAUGGUGCGAGCAUCAAGGCCCUUGCUAGCGUGGUUGAUCACAUCGCGGUCGGCGUCACGGCAAACGCCGACUGCCAGCCUUACAACAUCAUCGACGCUCCUGGGCUUGGGGCCGACGAGAGCCGACGCGCCAUCGCAGAGCGCCACCUGCGCAAGUGUGACGUGCCCAUCGUCGUCGCCUCCUUCACCGACCUCAGCCUCGAGCCGCUCCAAGAGGCGUUGCGGCAAAUCAAAGCCAGCGGCCACCAGCCAAUUAUCGUCAUUACCAAGCUCGACGCGGAGUACAAGGCGCUCGAUGAGGACGACCACUCUGACCAAAGCCUGCAAACACUCAUGGAGGCGAGCAAGGCGGACGCGCGGCGCAUCUUUGUUCAGGCCGGCUUCCAAGCGUCGGAUAUCCACUUCGUAUCUGCCGAGUGGACGAGUCGACUGCUCGCGAAUCCCUGCGCCGCCUGUCCGGGAUCCCCGCCUUUUGGGAUGCCGUCGACGAGCUAG
This is a messenger RNA of Emiliania huxleyi CCMP1516, 2118 nucleotides long. RefSeq lists its product as hypothetical. The transcript has 5 exons. NCBI's taxonomy places the organism in Eukaryota, Haptophyta, Isochrysidales, Noelaerhabdaceae. The record is from RefSeq and is a predicted model, not a curated record. Bases 1 to 2118 code for a protein of 705 amino acids.